This is a messenger RNA of Acanthoscelides obtectus, 5700 nucleotides long. NCBI's taxonomy places the organism in Eukaryota, Metazoa, Arthropoda, Insecta, Coleoptera, Chrysomelidae. The record is from the annotation of a GenBank genome assembly.
CGUUCCGUAUCGAAAAGCGAACAUUUGCUGUUGUGUCGUGUAUUGUCAAACUGACAGGAAAUGAUUUGUGAAUUUUGUGAUUUGUUGAUUUUUUGAGUGUUUGGUGAAAUGCAAUUGGAAUUGUUGCUCCUCAUAUUUAUAAAUCAUAUCAGCGAUUAAGCAGUGAAUUCACAAAUUUUAGAUAGGACAAAGAUGCAUAAAAUUAAAUCUAUACCAGUUCCCCCCUACGUGCUUGGAUAUUCCUGAUAUGAGCUAGAAAUGUUUACCAGUGCAAGUUGAAAUGGUAAAAGGUAGCCCUAAAAACAACAAAUGGAUGCGAAGAUAUAGAUCAUUCUUCGUCAUCGGCAUUGUAAUUUUAUGCAGUCAAAUAUACCUUGCCAUGAGGUUUUUUGCUUUAAACAAAAAUGUUGAAACCCAGGAAGUCAAAUGGGAGCAGUGGAGUUUUGAAAAUGAUAUUGAACAGGAUAUUGAAUCUAAUUCAGCUGGGAAGAUUAAACCAGAAUCUGUAGAUGAAGAGGAAGCUGUAGUUUCACAAAAAAAUAAAAAAGCUAAAGCUAAUCAAACUUAUUCAUUGCACUAUGAUGAUCUAAACUUUACACCACCUUGCAAGAUCUCCACAAAAGAUGCUGUUUCAGCUAUAAACCGUGCAAAAACUCAGUAUUGUAAACAGCUCAUAUCAAACAUUACAUGUCUUUCUAGCGAGGGUAAAUUAUACCCAAAAGAAUUGAAAGGAACUUGUCCUUCAAAAGGACACAUAACUGGCAAAGAACUAGGUUGCUUUAAAGAUGAAAAGAAUUUCAGAUUGCUUAGUGGAUAUUUUGGUAUUAAUAAAAAGAGCAACUCCCCACAUUAUUGCAUAAAGCUGUGUUUACAAUCAGGUUUUCCUUAUGCAGGAGUAGAGUAUUCAAAUGAGUGUUUUUGUGGUACUGAGAUACCACCUUUGAGCUCAAAAAUCCCAGACUCUUCAUGCAAUUCAAAAUGCCCAGGUGAUCCACAUUCUACAUGUGGUGGAUAUUAUGCAAUAAAUAUAUUCCAAACUGGAAUAAGCAAAUUCGUGGCACAAAUUGCAAAUACAGAAGUUAAUAAUGUAACAGUAAAACCUGUUAAAAUUGUGUUCUUGCUCACAUUGAAUGGUCGAGCAGUGAGGCAAGUGAGGAGAUUGUUGAAGCUUCUAUAUAAUAAGAAUCAUUAUUAUUAUAUUCAUGUAGAUGUGAGACAAGAUUACCUGUACCGCGAACUACUACCAUUGGAAAAAUCCUUGCCAAACGUCCGUCUGACCCGCAAGAGAUUUGCCACUAUCUGGGGUGGAGCCUCCCUUCUAGAAAUGCUGAGAUCAUGCAUGUGGGAGCUGUUGAAUAGAGAAGACUGGAGCUGGGAUUUUGUCCUUAACAUCAGCGAGUCGGACCUUCCCGUGAAGAAAGUGGGCCAACUGACGGAAUUUCUAGCAUUGAAUAGGGACAGGAACUUUGUGAAGUCGCAUGGUCGUGAAGUACAGCGCUUCAUCCAGAAGCAGGGCUUGGACAAGACGUUUGUCGAGUGCGAGACAAGGAUGUGGAGGAUUGGGGAUAGAAUGUUGCCGUUCGGGAUACAGGUCGACGGUGGAAGCGACUGGAUCGCCCUUUCAAGAAAAUUCGUGGAAUACGUCUCGAAUCCAGAACCAGACGAUCUGAUCUCCGGUCUUCUGAAGAUUUUCAAACACACCCUAUUACCCGCCGAGUCUUUCUUCCACACAGCCCUUCGCAAUUCAAUGUUCUGUGACACUUACAUAGACAACAACCUCCAUGUGACCAAUUGGAAACGAAAACUCGGCUGCAAAUGUCAGUACAAACAUGUUGUUGACUGGUGUGGUUGCAGUCCAAACGAUUUUAGGCUCGAGGAUUGGCCACGCAUUCUCAAUACUCUCACUAGACAGCUUUAUUUCGCUAGAAAGUUUGAGCCUAUCAUCAACCAAGCGAUCAUACUGAAGCUGGAGCUAUGGUUGCAUGAUCUAGAAGAACCGUCCAGGGAAGUGAGGAACAUGCAUGGUUACUGGCAGAGUAUCUACCAUAACAACGACCUUGGAGUCGUAGCAGAUGACGGUAUCUUCACUUUGAGCAAUAGCAUCAAACGUCAUGUAGCAAAUUCGUUGCCUAAUGUGAAUUCAAGUUGUGAUUUAGGAUUAAGUAAAUUACUGGAAGUGCACUCAUAUCACUAUAAUGAUAGCUAUAAGUACACUUUGUUCAAAUUUAUGGAUAAGAAAAAGAAUAUCAUAGAAAUAGCUGUUCGGCCGCUGAGUAAGAUCAGUGUUAAUAAAUCGUCGAACUUAGUGGCUCAUAUUGAGUCGUUGACGGUCAGUAGCGAAUAUGAUCAGAAAGAACAGAUAUCGAGGAACUUUUUGAGGUCGUUGUCGCCUUAUUCGGAGCCACUAUUAGUAUAUAAUUUCAAUAUGCAACAUACUACGAAGGGAUACAACAUAACUAGUUUGUGGAUAAGUCCUUCUGGUCAGCUGUAUGAUGCAGUCGAGUUUUUCGUGGACGAAACUACGCAAAUUGGACACGCGAGGCCUGUGUUGAAACAACCGAUUUUGCCAGGAGUAUGGAAAGUGAAGCUGGUCCACAAGAAUAAUCUUUUGGCUACGGUGAGGUUCCCCAUCAUUCCUCUUGAAUACUACCUGGGACUUUCCAUCAAAGAUCAUCAGGCAGAAAUAGUAAAUGGUGGUUCAAAACCCAACAAAGAAAUGAAAGGUUCCUAUCAGAAAGUUAUGCCUACUGAUUCGGAACGCCUCAAUUUAGAACUACAAAGUAACGAAAAUGUUCAAAAACGAGGCGUCGCUUUAGCAAAAUGGGUGGAUAGGUUGUAUCUCGAAUUUUUCCAAACAGAAAAGGCCUGCGCGAGAACAAGAGACUUGACUGAUGCUUGCAGCGCAAAAUUAGAUGUUUGCAUCGGUACGGACUGGAGUUCGUUGUCUCCGGAUCCAAAGAGUAUUUUGGGAGUUUUGAAUCAGUCCACCGGAAGCUUUGAUAUCUGGUAGGUUAGUGAAUAAUUUGAUCGAAAUGACAUUUGACGGGCAUAUUGACAAGACACUGAUCUUCAAGGAGCACUGCAAAGUAUAAAGCUACUAGCUAGAGAGGUUACCUAAAUAGCUAUCUUUAUAUUUCGUUGGCGAUACUGCAACACCACGUAAUCAAGUGGCUCAAAUCGCAUAAGUACGAAGAAAUAAAAAUUGUAAGCAGGCGCUUAUGAGUCCUUGAUAGGCAAAACAACAAUUCAGUCAGCAAAAGACGUAAUGAUAAAACAUAUCUAGUUUGUUCACUCUCCUAAAAAACUGAUUACUACCAACUCACGCAGUUUUAACCACGGUUUGUGAAGUAGCAUUGCAGUAUCACCGACGAUAUGUGUUCGAGACAUGACAUGCAAGUGCCAUAUACGCACGUAGUUUUUAUCAUACCCGUCCCCCGUCAAGGUAAUAAAAAUAAUUCAGGAAGUAUCUUCGCAUCUGCGCGGAAAAAUCUGUAUGUAUUUUUUGCAUAAUAUUUUUCAAAAAUGACCGUUUUGAAGAAUCUGUAUGUUGCCAGUCAAAAAAUUGUUUAAACAUUACUUAAGCAUUCCUUUUUUUUAGCCCCCGACAAAUUUUGUGGGGGUAUUGUUAUUGUUAACCCAUGUCCUUUAAUUCUAAAUCAAGCGCGAGCUCAAUGUAUGUUCUGCGUCAGUGCGCGCUGGAUUAGCAAUUAAUAAAUCAAGGCCUACAAUAACAAUACUCCCUAAUUGCUUUGGGAUUCGAUUAGUGGAUGUUUGAACAGUAUUUAGGAACUUUGGAAACGUUAAAAAUUUCGCCUUUCAUAUUGUUUUCGGACCGAAAAUGAUAUAUCUCGGAAACUACCAAUUAGAGAAAUGUUCAUAAGAACAUUUUUUGUUCCUCAGAAUUCCUCUAAAAAAAUUAAACUUUCCCUGGAGCGGAAAAAAUAAUUUUCAGAAUUUGUUUAAAAAAGGAUGAUGCAAAUUUUAGGACCCGCCUCCAAAAGCUACGUGUAGUGUGUCAUUGUUUAACUCUUCUUGAACCCAACAGAAGUUAUUUAUGGCGCCUAGUUUCAAAUCUUAGUCCAUUCAGAAUUAUACAGUAUUUUAUAAAAAUUAAUUAUAGGAGGAGUCAAAAUAUUGUUUACACACUGUAUACUAUUUUUCACGAGCUAUACUAACGGCCAGGAACAUAAUAAGAAAUGGUUUUAGCGAAGUUCACUCUCCGGUGGAAUACCGACAGGGCCUUGAAAAUAGCCAUUCUCACGCGGUCUAUACAGGGAGAUUCGAUACAAACAUUCUGUAUGAACUGAACAAAUAUUUUGAAAAAAGAACGAAUUAGAAUAUUUUUCCGAGUAUGUGCGGAAAUACUUCCUGGACUAAACCAAAUUAACAGUAUUCAGUAACUAUUUUUUGAUUAUAAUGAAUCUAGUUAGCCCAGAGCAAUGAUGUUUCCAGAAACGUGUUUAUGCCCGACCCAUCGAACACAAGUUUUUCCUACGUCUUUAUAUAUAUAUACGUAUAUAUAUAUAUAUAUAUAUAUAUAUAUAUAUAUAUGUAAAUAAACUCGCAUAAUUCCGGUCACUUUAUCAGAUUCUUUUAUUUGUAUUUGGAAAGUAAACCUGUUAAUGCAAUAUUCUAAAUGAUGAUGGUUAUGAAUAUUUUCAAUUUUCGAAAUUAUUACUUAAGAAUAAAUCUCUGAUCCAUUUAGAAUUACGUCAGAGCUUUAAUAAUCUGAAAACCCAAUUAUUAUACUUUUGUCCACAUGAACUAAAGGAAUUUGGGUCACGUAUGGAUAUUUCAGAAGGUACCUAAAUUGAUAUAUUUAAAAUACGGUUUGUAGAUUGAUAAUUUGGUCCGGAUUAUCGAAACCCGGUUGUCCCUGUUAUUCUGGACAUAUGUUUGACAUUUUCUGAUCCCUCCAAUACUAUUAAACUCAUUCCUCACUUUUGAAAUUAGCUUUUUCAUUAGCUGUAUAGAGCAUGCAACUUUUAGUGCCAUUGCUGCCAUUUAAGAACUAAUAUUACCUUACUUAAAUAUUUUGUAUGUAAAGUUUGUUCAAAAUAUUCAGAUACAUUUCUUGUAGAAAUGAUCUACAAUUGGAUAUUGUCAAUGCAGUUUGUUACGUCAAUUUGAUGGUCAGUUCGUUGUUUUAUCGCAAAACAUUCAGGACAUGCCCGUUUUAACAGUGAGUCUAAAAAUUUUGAACAGGCGCAUUUAUACUACAUGUGAUAAAAAAUGGUGCUCAAUAUUAUGAACAAUUUAUUGUUUAUUGACUGAAUAGACUUUAAAAAAAUCUUGUCCACUGUCCAUUCUCCUAUUUUUGAUACAUUGAAAUGUAUAAAUGUAUAUAAUCUAGAAUAUUGCUUAUUUCUGGUAUUGGUUGAGACUUUUCAAUUUCAUGAGUAUCAAAUUUAUUAUAAUCAGGAUGUGAUAAUUGAAAUCAGUAUUUCCUGGCUUUCUAGCAGAAAUACGUUGGCAGUAAAUUUCAUGACCUUGAGGCUUAUUGCAACAUAAUAAAUUUAGUCAUUUAUUCUGUCAUUUUCUGCUACUGUUGAAACUAGAAACUAUUUAAAUGUAUAUGCUUAUAAAUUAGAAUAGACAGUGGAACAGAGAUAAUUUAAUUUGAGCCAUUAGGUGUAAUAUAGCAAAUAAUUAUUCAUACCUAAGUGUUCUAUUUGACCAAUAAAUUCAUCUAUCACAAAC